GGAGCGGCGGCGGCUCUAGCUGAGGCGGCCGUGGCAGCGGAAGGUUCUCUCUCCAGGGCUGGACUUAAUAACUUUGGAACUGUCCUCCAGUGUCACGUCCUGAACAUGAGCCUCCUCCUCUCCUUCUACCUGCUCGGGUUGCUUGUCAGUAGCGGGCAAGCUCUUCUUCAAGUGACAAUUUCACUUAGCAAAGUAGAGCUUAGUGUGGGCGAAUCUAAAUUCUUCACAUGUACAGCAAUUGGUGAACCUGAGAGUAUAGAUUGGUAUAAUCCUCAAGGAGAGAAGAUAAUUUCAACACAGAGGGUAGCAGUGCAAAAGGAAGGUGUCAGAUCACGAUUAACCAUCUACAACGCAAAUAUAGAGGAUGCAGGGAUUUAUCGUUGUCAAGCAACAGAUGCCAAAGGACAGACACAAGAAGCUACAGUUGUUUUGGAAAUUUACCAAAAACUCACUUUCAAAGAAGUGGUAUCUCCUCAAGAAUUCAAACAAGGAGAGGAUGCCGAAGUGGUUUGCCGAGUUAGCAGCUCACCUGCCCCUGCUGUCAGCUGGUUGUAUCAUAAUGAGGAAGUCACCGCUAUUUCCGACAAUCGCUUUGCUAUGCUAGCCAACAAUAAUCUGCAGAUUCUCAACAUCAAUAAAAGUGAUGAAGGUAUAUACAGAUGUGAAGGAAGAGUGGAGGCUAGGGGAGAAAUUGACUUCCGUGAUAUCAUCGUUAUUGUUAAUGUGCCGCCAGCAAUCACAAUGCCUCAGAAAUCCUUUAAUGCCACAGCAGAGAGAGGAGAGGAGAUGACGUUAUCUUGCAGGGCCUCUGGCUCCCCUGAGCCCUCCAUCUCCUGGUACAGGAAUGGCAAGUUCAUUGAAGAAAAUGAAAAGUACAUACUGAAGGGAGGCAAUACAGAACUCACUGUCAGGAACAUAAUUAAUAGUGAUGGGGGUCCGUAUAUCUGCAGGGCCACAAAUAAAGCAGGAGAAGAUGAAAAGCAGGCAUUUCUCCAGGUCUUUGUACAGCCUCACAUAAUACAGCUUAAAAAUGAGACUACGUAUGAGAAUGGUCAAGUCACACUUAUAUGUGAAGCAGAAGGGGAGCCUAUACCAGAAAUCACUUGGAAAAGAGCAAUAGAUGGCAUCACAUUUUCUGAAGGAGAUAAGAGCCCAGACGGCCGUAUCGAAGUCAAAGGGCAGCAUGGACGCUCGUCACUGCAUAUUAAAGAUGUGAAGUUGUCAGAUUCAGGGAGAUAUGACUGUGAAGCUGCGAGUAGGAUUGGAGGGCACCAAAAGAGCAUGUACCUUGAUAUUGAAUAUGCUCCCAAGUUUAUAUCAAACCAAACAAUUUUUUACUCUUGGGAAGGAAACCCGAUCAAUAUAAGCUGUGAUGUGAAAUCUAAUCCACCAGCAUCAGUCCAUUGGAGAAAAGAGAAAUUAGUCCUUCCAGCUAAAAACAUCACUAAUUUAAAGACAUAUAGUGCAGGGAGAAAGAUGAUAUUAGAGAUAGCACCUACAUCUGACAAUGACUUUGGACGAUAUAAUUGCACAGCCACCAACCGUAUAGGAACAAGAUUUCAAGAAUAUAUUCUUGCUUUGGCUGAUGUGCCAUCCAGUCCCUAUGGAGUGAAGAUUAUAGAGCUGUCACAGACCACAGCCAAGGUUUCUUUCAACAAGCCGGACUCCCAUGGAGGUGUGCCUAUUCAUCACUAUCAAGUGGAUGUCAAAGAAGUGGCAUCAGAAACCUGGAAAAUAGUACGCUCCCAUGGAGUUCAAACAAUGGUUGUUUUGAGCAACCUGGAACCAAAUACAACUUAUGAAAUCAGGGUUGCAGCAGUAAAUGGAAAAGGGCAAGGAGACUACAGCAAAAUAGAAAUUUUCCAGACAUUACCAGUCCGUGAACCAAGUCCUCCAGCCAUACACGGGCAGCCAAGCAGUGGAAAGAGCUUUAAACUAAGUAUCACCAAACAGGACGAUGGAGGGGCCCCUAUUUUGGAAUACAUUGUCAAGUAUAGAAGUAAAGAUAAAGAAGAUCAGUGGCUAGAGAAAAAAGUGCAGGGAAAUAAAGACCACAUUAUUUUGGAGCAUCUACAGUGGACAAUGGGGUAUGAAGUUCAAAUUACAGCUGCCAAUAGAUUGGGAUAUUCAGAACCAACAGUCUAUGAGUUCAGCAUGCCACCAAAGCCAAACAUUAUUAAAGAUACCCUUUUUAAUGGUCUUGGGCUUGGAGCAGUCAUUGGCCUGGGCGUGGCGGCUCUCUUGCUAAUCCUUGUGGUAACGGACGUCAGCUGCUUCUUUAUUAGACAAUGUGGAUUAUUGAUGUGCAUCACGAGGAGAAUGUGCGGGAAGAAAAGUGGCUCUAGUGGGAAAAGUAAAGAACUCGAAGAAGGCAAAGCCGCAUACCUGAAAGAUGGAUCAAAAGAACCAAUAGUGGAGAUGAGGACAGAGGAUGAAAGAAUUACUAAUCAUGAGGAUGGGAGCCCAGUAAAUGAGCCAAAUGAAACCACACCACUAACAGAACCUGAAAAAUUGCCUUUAAAAGAAGAAAAUGGAAAAGAAGUCUUAAAUCCAGAAACUAUAGAAAUUAAGGUUUCUAAUGACAUCAUACAAUCAAAAGAAGACGACAGCAAAGCAUAA
Molecule: messenger RNA, 2619 nt
Organism: Enhydra lutris kenyoni (northern sea otter)
Lineage: Eukaryota; Metazoa; Chordata; Mammalia; Carnivora; Mustelidae
Product: neural cell adhesion molecule 2
Exons: 18
Coding region: 106-2619 (837 amino acids)
Biological process (GO): cell adhesion
Cellular component (GO): membrane
Molecular function (GO): protein binding
Source: RefSeq, a predicted model, not a curated record